Sycon ciliatum is the source of this 2031-nucleotide messenger RNA. RefSeq names its product cyanocobalamin reductase / alkylcobalamin dealkylase-like. Bases 245 to 1120 code for a protein of 291 amino acids. The transcript is spliced from 4 exons. Gene Ontology annotation, biological process: cobalamin metabolic process. The record is from RefSeq and is a predicted model, not a curated record. Gene Ontology annotation, cellular component: cytoplasm. Gene Ontology annotation, molecular function: demethylase activity; FAD binding; cyanocobalamin reductase (cyanide-eliminating) (NADP+) activity. NCBI's taxonomy places the organism in Eukaryota, Metazoa, Porifera, Calcarea, Leucosolenida, Sycettidae.
AGCAUGCUUUUCCUCGCAUGUCACGUUGUGCAUUUCAUGUCGAACUUGUACUGUAGUGCAGGGCAAGAGUCCCGUUGCCAGGCUUUGGCUUUAUCUUCUAUUCCUGGUUAUCCCGUUUGCCCAGGCGGUGAACAGCGGAUAGUACACAAGGAGUCCUAGAAAGCUGCUGAUAUUAAUUCGUGCGUAAAUCUACGCUGGGCCAGGAUCUAGGAACAGUACUCGUGUACUGUUGACGUUUGCCAUCAUGGACGUGGUGAAUACGAUUACAGCGUUGCUGUCACCAUUUGGGUACGAAUGCUCUCCAUUCUUGAUCAAGUGGUAUAAUGAGAUAGUCAACCAGCGUUUCCAGUUGUCAUUUGAAGCCAAUACGCUGGCAGUGAGUGUGAUUAGUGCACCAGAUAUGUUUGAAAAAGCAUUUCUACCGUUUGUGCAGUCAUCGCGGGACAUACUGGCUGCUAGCGGCCAGGACCCGCUGGAUGAGUGCACACGGCAUUGCUUUCAGCGGAUUGUCCAGGCAGAUCUACACUGUCCAGGUGUGGAGUGUGAAGUGAUCUUCGACUUCGAUACGCUGCCUAGCGGUCAACCCCGUUGUCUUGUUCAAUCCGCUGGUCACGUUAGCGGACAGGCACGCUACUACCAGCGUGCCGACGUCACUGAAGAUGAGGCUGGGCAGAUUGGAUGGGCCAAGGAGAAGCGUAUCUACGGUGCAUGCGCGCAUUCCAAGUACGGUGGCUGGUUUGCAUUCCGAGGUGUGAUAGUGCUGAAAGGCUUGCAAGUUCCCCACCUGCCGCGCGUUCCACCGGCCGAUGUCCUGCAGACGGCCGAUGAGCGUUUCCGCUUCCUAGACUUGUUCAACCAUCACUGGCAGGAUGGACGGUUCCGUGACGUCCCGCCCACCGUCAUAGCACGCUACUCACAACAGCAGAUUGACUACUUCAAGACGGCGCCGAGAGAACGUCACCAGCUGCUUGGCCUGCCCGCUCCCCGCUCAAAGUAUGACCUCUCGGACAGCAGUAGCAGUGAUAAUGAUGAUGAGAAGGAGGAUGACGGGUCAGCGGAUGGAAGCACCGCAGCACCGCGUGCCAGUAAGCAAGGCGGAGUGACUGCGGCUCACGGCUGAGCAGCUAGCUCGUCACUGCAACACUACCACACUGUCAUGUAGUAAGUGUGUGUGUUUGUGUUUGGGUGUGCACAUAUGCUCUCAGCCUAACCAGUGUGACAGCAACCUAGCAGUAACAGCAGCAGCCUAUGAGAAAUCAGCUUGCAGGUAAUUGCCAAACGGAACUCGUAGCAAUGAUCUGCAACUCGUCAGCUAUUUCAUUCAGAGAAUGCUUUAGCCACAUGUGACUACGUUCAAGUCGGGCAAGAAUACUGUCAUCAGUCAGGAUCAGCGAGGUAUCACUGAUGGGGUCAUGCCAUGGUGCCCCAGCUCUGCGCUUUGAAUUGAGCCAUGCAGUAUCACAACCUGCACCAGUCGGCAGUCGGCAUGCACUGUACGUGGUGUCUUACGCGUUUGCACACUGCCUGGUUGCAUGCACUGAUGUACUCUGUACACAACUACACAUGUACUGUGCUCAGGAUUUCCAGUGCCAGCGGUGCUUGGGAGAAUCGCUCCCAGUGCGCGGCAAGUAUUCAAGCUGUGCGGGGUACCUGUACAGGGGGGCCCUGUGCAGCGGGUGCAAUGCUGCCAGCCCUGCCAACCCUGGCUGUACGCCGCAUGGUAUAACCUGCUGGUGAGAGAAUACAUGUAGGCAUGGUAUAACCUGCUGCAGUGCUGGUGAGAGAAUAUAUGAUACGGUACAACUAGUCUACAUGUACAUGGAAAUCACUGGACUGGUCAAGUGCUAGUGUUUUAUUUGUACAGCAUAGAGCUGUGGGGCUGUAGCAUUAGCAUGGCGCCCGCCAUGUUGCCAAGCAAAUGAAAGCUGCAAUGCCUAGUCUGCCUGACUGUCCUGCAUUAAUUUUGUUCUCAGUCUGCCCACUCACUGUCAUCAGUUUGACAUUUUUGACCCAAUCACUGGGUUACUCUGG